CUUUGUUUGGCAUCGGCAGUAAUUUGUUGACAGUGCUUCAAGUAUUUCCGCUUUGGAUGGUAAUAUUUGAAAACCGGAGGCCUUGAGAAUAGUUCGCUAUGAAUGGUGUAGCCAUGACCGCUACGUGCCCGGGCCUGUACUGCGGCAGAAUAAUGUUGAAUGGAUCAGUUGAAAGAGACUGUGGUGUUUGCCCUCGUGGAGAACGGGCUAAUAUCCAGAAAGUGUGCGAGCGUUGCACUGAGUCCCCUGAACUGUAUGAUUGGCUCUAUCUUGGCUUCAUGGCCAUGCUACCUCUUGUGCUUCACUGGUUCUUCAUUGAGUGGUAUUCUGGAAAGAAAAGUUCCAGUGCUUUGCUGCAGCACAUCACAGCCUUGUUGGAGUGCAGUGUCUCUGCCGUGGUUACGCUGUUGGUCAUGGAGCCAAUAGGGAAGCUUAGUAUCAACUCCUGUCGAGUCCAAAUGCUCUCAGAUUGGUACACCAUGCUGUAUAAUCCUAGUCCGGACUACAUCAACACUUUGCACUGCACUCAGGAAGCAGUCUAUCCACUGUACACCAUUGUAUUAAUCUAUUAUGCCUUCUGCUUGGUGCUGAUGAUGCUGCUACGCCCUCUGCUGGUUAAAAAGAUAGCAUGCGGUCUGGGCAAGUCUGAUCGAUUUAAGAGCAUCUAUGCCGCUCUUUACUUCUUCCCUAUCCUCACUGUACUUCAGGCUGUCGGGGGAGGAUUACUCUAUUAUGCGUUUCCCUUUAUAAUACUUGUCCUAUCUUUGGUUACUCUGGCCGUGUACAUGUCUGCCUCCGAGAUACAGACCUUCAAAAACCUGGUUGCCAAGAAGAAGCGCCUGGUAGUCCUGUUCAGUCACUGGUUACUCCAUGCGUAUGGCAUCAUCUCCAUCUCACGCCUCGACAAGCUGGAGCAGGACCUUCCGCUGUUGGCUCUCGUUCCCGGUCCCGCCUUGUUCUACAUUGCUACAGCUAAGUUCACAGAGCCGAGCCGCAUCCUAUCAGAAGGCAGCAAUGGACAUUGACCCCCUCCCCCAAGUCAUAUUUAUAUACAUGUAUAUUACAGCCUCUCACUCAGUGGUUCUGUCAUUUCAGUUUCACAUGAUAAAAAACUUGUAUUGUCCAUUAGACUAAGUUACACUAGAGUAGUUGUUACACAGUCACUGAAAUAUUGAAGGUAUUUGUAUAUAAUGUAAAUAUUGUCCUUGAAUAUUUAACUCAUUCACUGCCAUUGACAUAGACAUCAAAUCCAUGUAAACGGGGAUGGCUGGCAUUGAGUGAUCAUGUUUCAUCGGCGUUGAAGUCCAAACCAUUUUGACUAGGAGGGUUGACAGCAAUUGAGUGAUUGCUGCCGCCCCCCAAAUUGAAUGGGACAUCUAUUGUCAUCAAUGGCAGCCAAUGAGUUAAAAUUUUGGCUUUUUGCUUUUGUUUUUGUGAUGCUAUAGGAAAGUGUUUUAAAAAUUGUCAUCAGAAUUUAUUGAAGAAAAAUGAGCUUUACCACUUUUUGGCGUUUCAAUGAGCACUGUAUUAAAUCUGACGUACACUGGAAUACACAAUCAGGUCAGCGCGCUGCCCCAAGUACUGUUAAAUAUGGGAAAAAAUGUCAUAUACCGAUAUCCCAUGAUAUAGCACAUUUUAAAUUUGGUGAAAAAAACUGUACAACAAAGACGCCCGCCCCCCCGCCGCAGAGGUUAAAUACCUGAAGUAUUGCUGCAACCUAAAACAAGUGUAAACAUGCGCAGCAUAAUUGCAUACAGAUGUAAAUGGUAAAGUCUAUUUCUAACCAGUGGUUUUGACUUAUGACUGCUUUAUUCUAAAUUUGAUAUUGGAAUGAAUUGUCUUUAUUAUGUGUUUCCAAUCGUCUUACAUUACUCACGUACGGUUAGCAAACACUAAGUGCUGAGGCCGUUUGUCGAUACUACCAUGGCAUAUUGAAUGUUUUAAGUCCACGCAAAUUGGGUGCCAUUUGCUGGCAGUGAUGUACAUUGCAGGAACAAGUCUAUUUAUAUCUAUGUAAAAUGCCAAUAGAAAGUUUUAUAUCAUUUUGGCAAUAUACCGUAUUGGCCCGAAUAUAAGACGGCCCUGAUUAUAAGACGACCCCCUCUUUUUCAAAACUCAAGUUUGAAAAAAAGACUUUUUGAACACCAAAUUAAUUUUUAUACAGAAAAUAAUUACAAUAUAUUUGAGAGAAAAAGCAUGUUCUUUUGCCUCAUUCAAAUCUUAAUAUCUGAACAUUUAAAUAUGUAAACUAAAGUGCAAUCACAUUCGUAAAUGAAUGGCUUCUGGUUUUUGAAAUGUAAAUAAACCAAACAACAAAAUUGCAAUAACUGCAUUAACCAUCAAAGUGAAGUCUAACUGUAACUAUAGUCUUGAUACAAAUCUGAAUAAGGAAAAACACUGCAAUAAAACAAUGCAAACUUGAGAGUAGCUGAGAUCUGUCAUGACAGAACAUCGCUUCAAUGAUAUCUGGCGCCAUCUAGCGUCGUGAAUGGGGAGAGUAGCUGAGAGUUGUCAUGACAGAACAUCGCUCCGUGAAUGGGUAUGUCUAGACCGCAUUUUUCAGUUUUAUUUCAAUGCAAAAUACACUUUCUUAUAUUCGGGCCAAUACGGUACAUUGUUACUCACUACUAGAGUAUUAUAAAAACUUAUGAAUCCUAAUUAAGUUGGCAUAUUUUUUGCAUGAAACGUUUAACAAGUCAGAGGAACUUGCUUUCAUUUUCCACGUGAUUUUAUUGUUUCCCUCCGGGAAAUGCAAUCAGCAGUAGUGAACUUUACGGUCCUCCACAUCUUACAAAGCAAGGUCCAAAAGACAUGCAUGGAUGUUUUGAUAUGAAAGGGCGUGACUGAUCAAUGUCCUUAGGGAUGGCAAUGUCAUGGACCUUUAACCUUGCACCAAAAAAAAAAAAAAAAAAAAAAAAGGCAUCAUGCCCUUGGACAUUUUUAACGAAUCGGCUGCCAACGACAGAGCUAGGCGUCCAAUUUGUUUGAAGUGGGUGUGUGGCAGCAAAUGAAAACAUUAAUUCGCUGCCACACUCCUACUUCAAACGGUUUGGACGUCUACUAGUGAUAAACUCAGGGUUGGAUGUCAAUCAUUGUCAGAGUAGUAUACAUUCACAGAAAUGCUAAAAUGCGACAAUUUUCAGCAUUUACUGUUGAUCCAGUGUGCAGAAGCAUCCACAGCUUCCAGAAAAUGGCCACCUCUUUAGUCCUGGAUGUAAAUGAUAAUGAUGCAAAGCGUUCCCACCAGUCCCAGGGCCUGAAUGCCAAGGAACCACAGCAAAAGCCAGAAGAAGACAAUCACAACAGGUUCGACUAUCUUGUCCCCAAAGUACAUUUGGCUGAAACCCAUCCCUCGCAGACACUUGUUGAACAUCCCGAACAGCGUCCCCAUCCGCACGCAGUCGUCAAUUGGAGGCUGCCUGCUGCUGGGAUUGUCCUCUAGUAACCACCUCAUGGUGGGAUUACUCAAAGGUUGGGCCCUGCUCCCCUCAACCUGGAGAAAAUGUUUACAAAAAAAGACAUUAGUGCUAAAUAUAGUUCUUUCCGCAGUUAAGACUUUUACUAAUUGAAGUAAAUUUCCUCGAGUAAUCGCCACUAUCCCUCAUGGACAUUCGAUUUGGGCUAUUUACAGACCACUUCCUGCUAAUUUUGGGGCAUUUAGAGGUCACUUCUUGUUCAAUUCCUGUUAAUUUUGGGUCACUUGUUGAUUUUGGGGCAAUUAUGAUCACGUUCUGUUAAUUUUGUGGCAAUUCCAGUUGAAUUUGUUGAUUCUUGGUCAACUGUUAACUUUGGGGCAUUUAUGAGUCAUUUGCUCAUUUUGGGUCACUUCCUGUUGAUUU
Messenger RNA from Corythoichthys intestinalis (scribbled pipefish), 3839 nucleotides. It is a transcript of the gene jkamp, whose product is annotated as jnk1/mapk8 associated membrane protein. The transcript has 7 exons. The record is from RefSeq and is a predicted model, not a curated record. The coding region runs from base 99 to 1025 and encodes 308 amino acids. Gene Ontology annotation, cellular component: membrane. NCBI's taxonomy places the organism in Eukaryota, Metazoa, Chordata, Actinopteri, Syngnathiformes, Syngnathidae. Gene Ontology annotation, molecular function: ubiquitin protein ligase binding. Gene Ontology annotation, biological process: response to unfolded protein.